Dinoponera quadriceps is the source of this 2757-nucleotide messenger RNA. It is a transcript of the gene Droj2, whose product is annotated as dnaJ homolog subfamily A member 1. Gene Ontology annotation, cellular component: cytoplasm; cytosol. Gene Ontology annotation, biological process: response to heat; protein refolding. The coding region runs from base 346 to 1542 and encodes 398 amino acids. Gene Ontology annotation, molecular function: Hsp70 protein binding; ATP binding. Lineage: Eukaryota; Metazoa; Arthropoda; Insecta; Hymenoptera; Formicidae. The record is from RefSeq and is a predicted model, not a curated record. The transcript has 5 exons.
CUUCACCGUUUGGCGUAACGCGAACCAUCAAUUUCCCAUCGGCGGACCGACCGUCAAUGGGCGAGCACGGACGGGCCGUCGAGUUGCGCGAUCGAUCGAUCCACAGGCGUCUUCGCGAUUUUUCUCCCGAGACAGCAGCAGUCCCGGUUGGCGUUCGGAGCGCACGAGGCGUAGACCCGUCUAGAACUUUUCCCCUCAGCCACACCGUUACUAUAUAGUCGCGUCGUGGCUCUCUUGGUGUAACUCAGCAGCGGACGGCCGAAGGUUGCGAAGAUAUAUCCGUUGGAGCAGUUUUAGCAUAAUACAAGUUAUUUAAUAUAAAAGGGACUUCAAUACGCCGUAAGAAUGGUGAAGGAGACUACAUUUUAUGACGUGUUGGGCGUGAAGCCUGGAUGUACACAGGAAGACUUGAAGAAGGCCUACAGGAAGCUGGCUUUGAAAUAUCAUCCUGACAAGAAUCCUAAUGAAGGCGAAAGGUUUAAGCAAAUAUCUCAAGCGUACGAAGUACUGUCGAAUCCUGAGAAGAAACGUAUUUAUGAUCAAGGUGGCGAGCAAGCUUUAAAAGAAGGUGGUAUGGGCAAUAGUGGUUUUUCAUCUCCAAUGGAUAUCUUCGAUAUGUUCUUUGGCGGAGGAUUUGGACGAGGUCGAGCAAGAAGAGAACGUAGAGGUCAAGAUGUCAUUCAUCAAUUAUCGGUCUCCCUGGAAGAACUGUACAAGGGAACUGUGCGUAAACUCGCUUUGCAAAAGAAUGUCAUUUGCGAAAAGUGCGAAGGUGUUGGUGGAAAGAAGGGCUCCGUUGAACAGUGCUCUACAUGUCAUGGUUCCGGACUGCAAGUACAAAUCCAGCAAUUAGGUCCGGGAAUGUUGCAACAUUUACAAACUAUGUGUUCAGACUGCAAAGGUCAAGGUGAACGUAUCAAUCCUCGUGAUCGUUGCAAGCAUUGCAACGGAAGAAAAACUAUUAGAGAUAGAAAAAUUCUUGAAGUUCAUGUCGAUCCGGGAAUGGUUGACGGUCAGAGGAUCACUUUUACUGGUGAAGGCGAUCAGGAACCGGACUUAGAACCCGGUGACAUAGUUAUCCUACUUGAGGAAAAGGAGCAUGAAGUAUUUAAGCGUUCAAGGAACGAUUUGAUAAUGAGAAUGCAAUUGGAACUGGUGGAGGCAUUAUGUGGAUUCCAAAAAGUUAUCCGUACAUUGGACGGUAGAGAUCUUGUGAUAACUUCGCUGCCUGGCACCGUUACGAAACAUGGCGACUUGAAGUGCAUCUUGAACGAAGGCAUGCCGAUUUACAAGGAUCCGUUUACACAUGGCAGACUUAUAAUACAAUUCAUAGUCAAUUUCCCGAAGAACAUUGACCCGUCGGUCAUCCCGACGUUGGAGCAAUGUCUGCCGCCGAGAGAAGAAGUUGUAAUACCGAACGGUGCUGAAGAGUGCAUACUCACCGAUUUGGAUCCUGAACAGGAAGCGAGGCGAAGGGACACGAGACAAGCAUAUGAGGAGGAUGAAGGAGGCCCGUCGCGAGUCCAAUGUGCCACGCAUUAAUUUGAUUACACUAACCCUGUAAUAAACAUAGCCAUUUCUUUCAUUUUUGUCCCAUUCGCUCGACUCCGUGUCAUGCUAAAGAAAGAAAUAAUAUAGCUGGAUAUAUAGGCGAACCGCUCAACGAGAUAGAAGGAAGCAAAAGAAAAAACUGAGGACUGUCCGAUUCCGCGAAUACGCGCAGGGCUAUGGGAAUAUUGCAGCUACCGUAUUCUCGAUGACCCUUACGCGAAGAGAGAUCUUGAAGGUAGAUGACCAUUGUCACGAAACUAUGAGAAUCUGGUACUGUGCUGGAAGUAUAAUGAAAGUACAUUGUAAAUUCUGGCGAAGAGCAUCUCAAUGGCAUCCAUUAGUUUCGCUUAAGUAGAAGAUCAUUAAGAGCGUGUACUUAUCAUUACACACAGCGGUAAGAAAAUUUCAAUUUAUUUAACAAUCUAACAUAAAGAAAAAGAAACGAACAUUAUAUGAUGUCGAUCGUAAAUUACACAGCAUAAUGAAAAUUCGUCGUGUAUUUCGAACAUCGCGAUUACUCUCUGCUAUUUGACCAAUUAUAUCGCCCCAAUAAUCAGCUAGCAGCUCAGCAGUGAUUACUACGUGGUUAAGCAUAGCGUUAAAACCAUAUAUGUAUAUUUAGUUAAAAUUCGUGGGUUGUCUAUGUACACAAUUUUUUCUGGCCUUCCAGGUUAGUAGUAGCACUCAAUUAUUCCAAAAUCUUAAGAUCCAAAAAUCGUUAUCUUUUACAGUUUUCUAGAACUUGAAAAUAACAUCUGGGAUGUAUCAAUGUGAAAAAACGGUAUAAAUUACGUUUGAUUAUCAAGCGAUAAUAUGACGUUAUCCGUUAUAUUAGAGAUCUCAAAACUCUUCACAAAGUGGGACAUUAUUCCAUAUUCAUAGUAUUUAAUUUCUUUUCCAAGUCGCUUUUAUAUACUGGCGUGUGACGAUAAUAACAGAAAUAUAUGAUUUUGUUUGCGAAUAAUGCAAAUAAAAUGAAGAAUCAGGUUCCUGUAUGUGUGUGGACGAUUGCGCGUAUUCGUAAGCAGCUCUGUGCAAUUUUUUGUCGUUGAAUAUCGAACGAUUUUUCUUUCACCCCCUCACCAAUGUAUUGUACAUCCAAGUAAAAGCGAUAAUAGUGAAAUUAGGAAAUCUUUAAAUGAAUUUGAGUUAAAAUUAGAAGAUUUACGGAAGGAUCUUUUAAUAAUUAUGGAUUAUUUUUGAGAA